AUCUUUAACCAGGCAGGGCCAGAUCUGGCCAGAUCCCCCCCGCACCCGGCUGGACACGCAGGCACCCGACCCGCCGGGCACCCAGAAUGCCCACCAUGAUGCUCUGUCUGCCCCUGGUGUGGCUGGUGGCCGCAGCCACAGCCACUGUCACCCCGGUGCCCACGGCAGAGGCCUCUUCCAGGUUGCUGCAGCUGCACAGACAGCACCUGAUGCUGCUGGUGUCCCCCCAUCCUGCCCCAGGCUCGCUGGGGGAUGUGGGGUCACCCGUCCUGCCUGCGCCCACCACCCAUGCCCACCCCGAGGAGCUGCCCAGCUUGGAUGCCCCCCUCAAGGCUGCAGAGCCCCCCAGCCCCAACGCGCCUGAGGGAGCACCCGAGGAGCCGGGCACCUUGACCCACAGGAGCACAGCAGCAUCCACACCCAGCACCACCCAGGGCCCCCCUAGCACCCCGGGCACCAGCGCCCCACCGUGCCCCGGGGAUGAGGAGCCAGCUGAGGUCUGCGGGGUGCCCACGGGGGAGCAGCAGGCAGCCGUGGCCGAGGCGCUGGGCACCUUCGCCCUCCGCUUCUACCAGCACAUGGCGGAGGCUGCCCAGCCCGAUGCCAACCUGCUCUUCUCCCCCAUCAACAUCGCCAUGGGGCUCUCGCACCUCCUGCUGGGCACCCGCGGUGAGACCCGUGAGCGCCUGGGCGCCAUCCUGGCAUACCCACCGGAGCUGACCUGCGUGCACGGCGCCCUGCAGCAGCUCGCCGACGCACCCGGCCUCUUCUCCGCCGUGCAGAUCUUCCAUGACCCAGAGCUGCACCUCCAGCCACGCUUCCUCAAUGAGUCGUGGCACUUCUACCGCGUCCGCCCACGGACACUGAGUGGCAACGAGAGCCUGGACCUGCUGCACAUCAACGAGUGGGUGCGCAAGGCCAGCCGGGGGCUGCUGCCCAGCCUCCUGCCCACACUACCCCCCCAGCCCCGCCUGCUGCUGCUCAGCGCCGUCCACCUCCAAGCUGCCUGGCGCACGCCGCUGGAGGUCAAACAGACGGUGCCGCUGCCCUUCCUGCGCCCCGGGCGCCCCCCCCGCCUGGUGCCCACCAUGACCAGCAAGAAGUACCCGGUGGCCUCCUUCAUCGACCCCCACCUGCAGGUCCAGGUGGGGCGGCUGGAGCUGAGCGAGGGCCUGAGCCUGGUGGUGCUGGUGCCACAGGGGCCCCCGGGGGCACUGGGGACCCUGGAGCGGGCGCUGGACCCCCCCACCUUCCUGGGGCUGCUGCAGCGGGCAGCCCGCACCCCGCUUCAGGCCACCGCCCUAGCCCUGCCCCGCCUGCGCCUCGACCUCGCCCUGGACGUGGUGGCCAUGGUCCACGACAUGGACUACGGGCUGUUCCUGGACGCGGAGCUGUGCGGGCUGGCACGGGGCCCAGUGGUGGCGGUGGAUGCAGCGAGGCACCGAGCGGUGCUGGUGCUGGACGAGGCCGGCGUGGAGGCGGCGGGCGCCAUGGCCACCUCAGUGGCGCGCACGGUCCUGCUGCUGGAUGCCCUGCGCCCCUUCCUCUUCGUCCUCUGGCAUGAUGCCGGCGCCGUCCCUCUCUUCAUGGGCCGCCUCAGCGACCCCCAGCCCUGA
Haliaeetus leucocephalus (bald eagle) is the source of this 1616-nucleotide messenger RNA. It is a transcript of the gene SERPING1, whose product is annotated as serpin peptidase inhibitor, clade G (C1 inhibitor), member 1. Gene Ontology annotation, molecular function: serine-type endopeptidase inhibitor activity. The coding region runs from base 87 to 1616 and encodes 509 amino acids. The record is from RefSeq and is a predicted model, not a curated record. NCBI's taxonomy places the organism in Eukaryota, Metazoa, Chordata, Aves, Accipitriformes, Accipitridae. Gene Ontology annotation, biological process: negative regulation of endopeptidase activity. The transcript has 8 exons.